AUGUCGACCGCAAUUCGCGCCCCUAAUAUUGCGGUCGACAUGGGCGAGAAAUUUGGUACCUUGGUGGCCACGUGGCGCAUGCAGCGCAGCAGAGCUUUCGAUGAGAUAGGCAUGGUAUUAAUCAACGAUCACCCACUCCAUCCACUUGAAGAUCUCCAUCGUCCGCUGAUCGGCGAAGCCAUGGGAUUCGAGUGUAUCGUUAUUCCGCUGGGUUUCUUCGUAGGUUUCACUGUACCCCUGGUGGCUCGUUCUAAGACGGCUGAUAAGGUUGGUGUAGCCUGUUCCAGAGGCUUGCUUGCGGACGUUUCUGCAUAG
Phytophthora nicotianae INRA-310 is the source of this 315-nucleotide messenger RNA. RefSeq lists its product as hypothetical. The transcript has 2 exons. The record is from RefSeq and is a predicted model, not a curated record. Lineage: Eukaryota; Oomycota; Peronosporomycetes; Peronosporales; Peronosporaceae. Bases 1 to 315 code for a protein of 104 amino acids.